GAGCCGGGAGAGCACGCCUCGUGCGGUAACGGCCUUAUGGACAGUGGCUUCUCAUACGAUCCCAUACUAUUCAUGGAGAAUAACGACUACUCUAUAGUAUCGGAUGAGGUGUUGUUAGAUAUGGUUAAAGUGCUCACAUUUGCGCUCACAGAGGGAAAGGUGGCCGUUCACUGUCACGCCGGACUGGGCCGCACGGGUGUACUCAUAGCCUCGUAUAUGGUGUUUGCCUUCCGGUGCAAACCUCACGACGCCAUACGAUAUGUGCGAUCCAAACGGCCUAACUCUAUACAAACGAGGGGACAGAUACUCAGUGUACUACAGUUUUCGCAGUAUGUGGUGCCGUUUUUUGUCAUCUACCAGCACAUAAUUCAUCGACAAAUGGGUCUCAAUUUGGCGCAAAUAUUGCACAGACAGAGGCUUUUGUUACACGGAUACGAGUUGAGACAUCUUAAGUAUAUACCCAAAAUAAUUUACGUGAUUUGCGAGCGACUGUUGAAACUGUGCGGACGACACAAAGCCUACUCCCGUGGGAUCAGUAUCUCGGGCGCCGUUAGCAAAGAGGUUGGCAUUCAUUUCCAAUUAGACAAAAGCGACAGUUUCUGCAAAUACUUCUUCUCGGGACUCACUCCCGGCGCCACCGCCGACCUCAUGAGACAACACCGGAGGCCCGCCUCCAACCAUACCACAGCCAUGACCUCUGGCAUCGGUAGCCCCGAGACCUACUUAACCGAAUUGGACGACAUGUCCGACAGACACAGCCCUAAACGCACGGGUAAUGCGACCAAAAGCCAUAAACUAAUGACCGAUAGGGCGGAGUCGAGUCCGCAAUCGGGUCUUCCGCCGGUUGACGACGAGUUCCUCAUAGAGAGGGACGGCAUGAGUGCACCCAUGCGUCAGAUCAGUCGCGUGGGCAUCGAGUCGCCUAAGACGGGCACCGGUAGCUCGCAGGCCAGUAGCCACAGUAGUAGUAGAGGUGACGAUUCAUUGGAGUCGUCCCUAUCGGAGAGCCUGACGUCCCUCAUCGAGAGCCUCGGCUAUCGUGUGGUUAAAAUAGAUUCCUCGCAAAUGGUGUACGAGGAGGACAUGGAGUUCGGGAACGGUAGCGAUGGCGACAAUAAGAGGAACGCCUACUCAGUGAACGACAAACUCAUUGACGACGAGUUCUUCGGCCGUAACACCUAUUAUAACGACGAGUGCGGCGAUGAUAGUGAGAGCACCGGCUCGUCGAUCGACGCUCAGUGCAGCUCAGGCUUCGUGUCCACAAACUGUGGGAACAGUACGGAAGGGGAGGACUACGAGUCGGUCGACAAUAAGGAUGUGAUUAAAGCGCUUUUAGCCGAUUAUAUGGCGUAUAAUAAGCCGUUUGGCUAUCAUUUGCUUCAAUACCAGAAAGACUUGAACACAAAGCCUAUGGUGUGGCAGAAGUUAAGCCACGAAAUGAAUGUCCAAAUGCUGUGCGCGUUGUUGUGGUCGUGGAUCGACUCGUUGGCCGAGACGGUGCUCACGAAGACCUCGUUGUGUCAUAUCGUGGUUAAGGCGGAGAAGCCGUUGGACGCACUCCUUAAACUCGAUCAGUCCACUCGAUAUACAGCGGAAUAUCUGUUGAGAUUCAUCGCCAGAUUAGGUCCCGAAGACGGCGAUCGAGUGCUACUCAUACAGCACCUGAUGGCCCGACUCACGAGACAGCGGUUCAAACUGUCCGAUGGGAGUCUGGUGCCCGAAGGGAGGGAUUGGGCGGAGAUGCGCAAAGGGACAACCGGUAGGAUAAUGGUGUUCAUCGAUGGCAUCUAUCACAUGAUUACAACCAAUUAAUGUUCAAAAAUGAC
This is a messenger RNA of Oppiella nova, 1826 nucleotides long. NCBI's taxonomy places the organism in Eukaryota, Metazoa, Arthropoda, Arachnida, Sarcoptiformes, Oppiidae. The record is from the annotation of a GenBank genome assembly.